Messenger RNA from Cyclopterus lumpus (lumpfish), 7507 nucleotides. It is a transcript of the gene ark2cb, whose product is annotated as ring finger protein 165b. The transcript has 8 exons. The coding region runs from base 2805 to 3929 and encodes 374 amino acids. The record is from RefSeq and is a predicted model, not a curated record. NCBI's taxonomy places the organism in Eukaryota, Metazoa, Chordata, Actinopteri, Perciformes, Cyclopteridae. Gene Ontology annotation, molecular function: ubiquitin protein ligase activity; zinc ion binding.
ACAUGACAUGUCUGCGUCUGUCAACGGCAACCGCGCGAGUCAGACACAGUCGUUCCGUUGGGUUUGCCUGUGGUGCUAGCAAGCAACAACCAACCGCCUGAAUGUAGAUCCGCAUGGGCUACUGCUACUCUUUCUCUCCAAAUAACCCAGCGGAAUCAUAAGAUAAGGAUCCCAGGAUGGUCUUAGUGCAUGUCGGAUAUCUGGUUCUUCCUGUAUUCGGCUCAGUGAGAAACAGAGUAUGGAGGCUGGCUCUACAUUCUGCAUUUAUCAGAUCUUUGUCGUCCCCCCCAUUGUGUAGCUAAUGAUCAUCUGCUGCUGUGUGGUGUGGCCUCUGCCUGUUCUCUGCAUUUAGCUGUAUUGUGACUCCCUUCUUCAUUUCCUCUUUCCAUCAGAAGACGACAUUGGUAUUAAAAAGCCCCCCCCCCCUCCUCCCAAAAUGUAUUCAGUCUUAGACUUUCCAUGUUAAGCAGACUAAAACAAUAGCUAACACCUAGCUCAGAGCAUCUUUUUUGUCUUUGUUUCUGUCAAAUUGCUGUAGCACUGAGUAAACAUUUUAGCUCUUUUUUUAAUUUUUAGAAAUCAGUUGAAUGUCAUUGUGUACUUCCCAUCCAGUCUUGAUAGACAACAUGCUGUAAAUUCCUGUAAAGUGGAUACAUUUUGCAUGCUCUUAAAUACUGCACUGCAUUGUUGAACACCAGAAUUCGGCUCAUCUUCCUUCUCUUCACACAAGGUGCAAUGUACAUGAUUAAAGUGACCUAAACUUAAAAAAAGCAUGCAAAUUGGAAUCAUGCAUGCCAUUUUUAAAACUCUGCAUUCCAGCAAAUGCUGCCAUGUGAUCACUUCAAAUUGGUUUAAGGUACACUGCACCUGCACACUACAACCUGCCAUAACUGUCUCCAUUUUUGUGUAAUCCUUUUGUUCCCUUUGCAAAUUUUGAGCUUUGAAUCACACUGAAUUGUCAGGGCUGCUUGCUCCUUACGGGCAAAUGAAACUCAAACAUUUACGGAAGCAAAACAUGCUCACUGGUGGUUCAUCACGUCCCAAUUUCCCCACUAACAUAAGGCCAAAAUGCUAUCCAUUUCACAGGGAUGCCUAUUUUUCCUGCACUGCUAAAGAGAUCCUCUAUUAGUAAUAACGUCUUUAUUGUUUGGUUGUGGUCUCUCUUUACCUUUUGUUCUGGUAAUAGUACUUUCAAUGCAUGAUCACAUUUAUGAUUCAUAAUUUGUUUUUGUUUUUCUACAUUGACUAGUGAAAAUCCAAUGUAAUCUUUCUGUAGUAAAGAUGUACCCUGCUGUACUGAAAUCAUGUGCUGUAGCCAACACGUCUGCUCAUUGGAUGCCGCUUUUGUUCUUUUUAACCCUAUAUGGAGCAUGGUGGGCCUUGCCUUCAGUCUAUGUUGUUUAUUUUUGUUGCAUGGAUUUAUACUAUUAUUACAAACAAACAAGAAAAAAAACAAAUUCCACAUUUACUAAUAUUUUUCAAUAAAGAAUAUAGUGUUUUUCCUAACCUUCAGUGUGCUUCUUGCUGAUUUCCAUUUAUUGUCCUCCCUCUCCCUUGUCCCUACCUGCCCCCCUCCACCCCCCCACCCACUUCCUCGCCCGCUGUGACAAAGAUAGACAAUUUCCACGCUUCCUCCAUCACAGGGCCUGAAUUAGUCUAUCUGCUGUCAUUCAUGGUGAUUGUUUCACUGAGACGCUUGAAAACGCAGUAUUAGAGUCUAGACUUGAGCCUUUGACCCACGGCAGCAAGGUCAUCGCUUGUCUGCCCGGCAACACUGAUGUCCUGAAAAAAUUGCUGGAAGGUCAUACUGCUUAUCUUUUGCUGGAUGUGUUUUUAAAUCUCAUACUGUGAUUUUCAAGCGUACUCUUAGUAAAUGCAAUGUAGACUGCCUAUUUCUUCAUGAUUUUUAGAAGUGUUUUCACUGUUUACAUCAGAAUUCGCCAUCUCUUUUUACACUGUCGAAGCAGAUUCAGCUCAAACUGUGCUGGAAUUUUACUUCACAAUUUCAAUGUCUAAACUCUAAAUUCACUGCUUGAGUUUCUGCCAGAUGGACGUAACGGAGCACAGUGAAUCCUGCUGCUCCACUGCAGACCAAUCAUGGCUCCUUUUAGCUAGGAUUUCCUCAAAGUUCUAAAAAGCUACAUUUGUUAUUGCAAUUUCUCACUCCGUGCAUAAUAAGAAAAAAAAUAUUUUUACCGUGAGCUCAUUAUUAAAACCACAUUGCACCGCAGCACACGUUUGUCUGUAUUUUUCUCCCUGUUGAGUCUCCACAGCAGUCCGCUUGCUGCGGUUGCCAAAUAGCUGUGGUUGGAGAGGGUUUAAAAGGCAUUUAAGCUAUUUCCUCUCAACUCCUGGAUGUACAUAUGAGAGAAUAAGUAGGGCUACACUGUAUGUGUGAGGAUACAGUAGGUUUCAGUAAAAUGUUUAGUGUAUGAGAAGGAAGGUAUUAUUCCCUUAGUGCUAUACAGAUAGAGACGUGGCUCCCUGAACAGUUUGCGUAUCUUAUAGACCGGCAGGUACUAACGGUUUUACUCGACUGCACUGACCCACUGUCGGCUGCAGAAUUUACAAGAACCGAACCACGGUGAAGACCAUAUACUGGCAGAUUUCAUCUGUUCUGAUCCAGUUCGCUUGUCUGUGAAUCAGAAGACCGGGAGUCGAACCGGAGGUCGGAAAUGAAAGCUUGCGUAUGUGUGCCGGACCAAAAAUAUGGUUGUCAUGUUCAUGGUACUUGUGGUAACCGUCAUUUCCCCACCCCCACAGAAGUAUUUUUCACCCUAGGUAAGAGGUAGGGCUUCAUUAACAUGCUAUAUCACACACACAAACACACACUCAGUGACACCACAUUUCACCCACAAUUAAUUCCAUCUAAUCUCUCCCUUCAGGUGCCUUACAACUUCUCCUUAUCCUCCACAGGAUCCCAUUUCAACCGGCAGCAGCAGCAGCAGCAGCAGCACAGCCAUGCUACCUCUUGCCGGCACUUCCAGUUAGGUCCUCAGGCCCCGCUGCCCAUGGACUUCCCCAUGCCCCACCCAGGGCAGCCACAGUCAGGCAUUAACCCCCACCUGGCCCCUCCCGGCCACCAGCAUGGCCCUCCGCUCCACCCGCCCCACAACCCCCUGCCUGCUCCUCAGUUCCAGGACAUCCCCGCCCCUCCCUUCCUACCUCAGGCAUUACACCAGCAAUACCUCCUCCAGCAGCAGAUCCUUGAGGCCCAGCACCGACACAUCCUGCCACCCUCCAGUAGACGCACCCCAGAGAGAGUUCCUCACCAGCCCCACAGACUGCGGCCCAGCUAUGAGUUUGCUCCCCCUCUUCAUGUCCCUCCUCAGCCUGUGGUGCAGCAGCCCCGCUACCUGGCUGAGGGCACAGACUGGGAUCUAAGUGUAGAUGCUGGGUUGCCCCCCCACCAGUAUCACAUCCAUCCGCUACCGCAGCACUAUCAGCACUACUUGACCUCUCCCAGGAUGCACCAUUUCCCUCGAAACAAUGCCUCAACGCAAGUGGUCGUCCACGAGAUCAGAAACUACCCAUAUCCCCAGCUGCACUUGCUGGCUCUGCAGAGUCUCAACCCCUCCCGCCACGCGUCCGCUGUCAGAGAGAGCUACGAGGAGCUUUUGCAGCUGGAGGACAGGCUGGGCAGUGUAAACCGGGGAGCGGUCCAAACCACCAUAGAGAGAUUCACCUUCCCCCAUAAGUACAAGAAGAGAAUACCCCAGGACCUGAAGAUGUGUCUGGAGGAUGAGGAGCUGGACACCGAUGAGAAGUGCACCAUAUGUCUGUCAAUGCUGGAGGAUGCAGAGGAUGUCAGGAGAUUACCCUGCAUGCACCUAUUCCAUCAGGCGUGUGUGGACCAGUGGCUGGCCACCAGCAGGAAGUGCCCCAUCUGCAGAGUGGACAUUGAGACCCAACUGACCCCCGACAGUUGAUAGCUCCUGUCGACUCCUGCAGCUUUCGAUCUGGUCUUGUUAAUUCUUCAUCGCGUCCCUCCGGGGGAAGCUCUGCCAAACGCCCCUCUCUUCCACUCUGCAUCACUCAACGAGCCUGCCUUCUGAGACGGCUAUGACAGAGGGAUCAACAAAGCACACUCACCUACAACACGAGGGAUGGGGGGUUGAUGCAUAGAUAGGCGGCUGGACGGAAGGUUGGUUUGAAUGAACUUGCUGGAUGUAAAAGGUAGGAGGAGUGGAUGAGUAUGGACAGAUGUGCUGAGGCUUCUGAUAUUGUAUCAGAUUGUGUGCAUUUCUCCAUACAGCCAUCACAAGAGGACACUGACCACCAACCUCCCCAGCUCAGUGUGGCGUAUUAAGGCCAUUUCUCUGCCACUACAUCUAAACCCCACCCCCUUCCCCGGCCUGUGAAAAAAAUCCUUUAAGCUGCACUUUGCCCAAGCCCUCAGCACAUCUGUACAGAACAUAAUCAAAUGAUUAGCAUGAGGUUGUUUGGUGUGAACUCCCGUAGCUGAACGCUUGUGGUGUAAUGGAGUAUAGUACUGAAUAAGUAUUUACAGAGUAACACUGUUGUGUAGCAAGCAAAAGCCUUUUAAGAAAUAUGUUUGUGGGAAAGAAACCUACACGGAGGUCAAAUACGGCUCAAACGAGAAUAUUCAGCGUGAUAAUUAAUCAUAAACAGUGAGGAAAGAGCUAGUUGUGUAAAAAAAAAAAAAAAAAAAAAGAAGGGAAAAAAGGCCAAAAAUCACCUUGUCUAACAUGGUUUUCGAUUUACAGUUAGAUGCCAUCAGAGUUGAUGCAAAACCCACUAACUGCAGGCAUGGCUUCCAGUGAUCUGUGUAGUGUUGUAGUCGGGCCUCUAUUAUCUAGAGCGGAGGCCUCAGAUGUGCAUGCUGUAUGGCAGGCUUGGGCUAUGUCGUUAAUAUUGUGGAGCAGUAGAAACAGGGACUGUGUGUCUGUGCAUGUGAACCGUAUACUAUGACUCUGACGAUCCCACUCAUUCAUAGAGGAGGAAAAAAAUGCACCUAAUACCCCUCCCCCCGCCUCCUUACAACCCCCCCUCCCCUCCUCCCACCUCUAAUCCCGAGUAGACCAAGUUGCCCUUAGACACCGAUUUUAGACCAACGUAGCAUUUCUCUCCUGACGUCGGAGGUCAGGACUCAGAGCUGCCAGCAGAUCUGUGUCUAACUGCAACUCCUCUCUGUUGCCUCGCUCAUGGCAUGAUCACAUGAUGUGAGAGGCCGGCAUGGGCUCGAGGAUGCAGUGCCUGAGGGCUUGCCAUCAGAGUGAAUCAAAUCCGACAUUCGUAUUUCCUAUUACCAGAACCUUAUUGCCUAUCAAACAAGCACAUGUGAUUUCUAAAUACAGUGAAUCGCCUCUGUUGUUUAUCGGCUCCUUUUCAUUUCAAAUAUAAGUUGCUCCCACUGUUAUGAUUAAAGGACUGUGUCUGGUGUUACAGGGGGAAUACAAACUAGUUUGCCUGUGAUAUGUGCUAGAAUGUGUAUGAUUGUUCCCCCCCCCAAUGGUUGUGGUGUAUGGUAUUGCUAGAACAACUGUGAUGCGUUCAGUGAUAGAAGCCGUUUUUCUCUAUUUCAUGCAUGAACCAUGUCGGCAUAGUUCACUUGAAAGGAGGGUGAAUGGGAGAAAAAGCCAUCCAUUUGAAAAAUACCAAACAAUUGUUCUUAACAUUAAUUUUAUUUUCAAUUGUCUUUUUCUGCCAUUUUUCUUUUUUUCCUUUUUUUUUGCUCACAUGCCAAUUUGGACAUGGUACUAAUAUGCCGAGUCUGUGUCCAUUUUAACCAUAGUGAAGAAAAAGCUGCAAUGCUGCAAAAACUUAUUUAUUGUUGUUAUAAUGUAGCUUGUGUUUUGUAAAUGCACUAUAAUAUGGAGUUGCCUGAUUUUUUUUGGUUUGUUGGUGUGGGUUCUUGUCCUAGAUUUUGUGUUUCUAUUCAGUUCAAAGUAUUUUCAUGCUUCCUUGUGUAUUCUUGGAGGGUAACUUGACUGUUUGUGUUGCGUUUGUUUUUUUCUUUUAGUAUGAAACCUCCAUCCAAAAAACGACAGAUGGAUGAAAAUGGAGGUUUUGCUAGUUCACAUAGAAUGCUGUGAUUAAAGAUGCCUUAAGUAUUUAACAAUCAUUAUUUAUUACUAACUGUAGCUAGCUAGCUAUUGUGGUGGAAUAUUUAAUGUAUCUAUCUCAUAACUUUGCAAUUUAAUCAAUAUAUUUAUUUAAAAUAACACAAAAUAUAAAAAAAGAAUACCUCAUUAUGCAUUGGUCGUUGGGGAUGCUUUUGCAUGCCGUCUGUGUUUUCUUUUUCAAAGGAAGAAAAAGAAAACCUGUUGAAAAAUUGACUUGGGGGUGUUUUCCCAACACAUAUUCUAGCCAGCAUGGUGCUGUUGAUCUGGAUUACAUUCCAUCCAUGUCACCUCUUGAUUUUACUAUUAAAUCUGUUCCUUUAUUAAACAUCACCCCUGCUUUGAUCUGAAGCAAAUUACUGGGUACAGCCUGUUUUUUUGGCUUAGUAUGGCUCCACAAUUAGCUUGCUUUUGUUACUGCUUCGUCUCCCAUAAUCGGUCACGUUUGAUUUAAUUUUAUGAUGUUUGUUUUGUUUCUUAUCAUGUUCACGAUAUUCCAUCAUAUCUGGAUCUCAAUUUUGCGCUUAUUAUUUUAGGACCCACAUAAUGAGCUCUAUUAUUUUGUCCUUAUGUAUUGCUGGCAGUUGCUUUGUGUGGGGUUUUGGGAAGUAUCUAACAUGCUAACUUGAGCCAUUGGUCUUAUUGAGCAAAUUUCUGGUGUACUGUGGUUAUACAAUAUAGAUAGCGUGUUUUACACCUGGGUAUAAUAAGCUAACUACGUUUUUCGGUGUGCAUUUCCUAUUAAUAAUCUACUAAUCCUGCAAAAUAUUAUAACAUGUAUUGGAUUGGAACGAAGCUGGCUGGUCUUAUUAUUUCAUUUCGUGCUCUCACUGGCCUUACCCCAUGUCCUCCACAGUGUACCCCAUCACUCCAGAGUGAACUGGACAGUAGCCAUAGUAUAACUCAAGCUGAUGAACCGGAAUGAACAGUAGAACUUAAAGCACAAGCUUUUUAAUGCAUGUCCUUCUCAGGUUUUCCUAUGUGUAUGUGGGAGUAGCUCUGUAGAUGUGUUUAUUAUGAUGCUGUACCUUCUUGAAUAUUUCAGAUGUUUCUUUGCUGCUGAAAAAAUGUUGAUUAUUAACCUGCCAGUGAAAAAGGGAAGUGGCCAUCUUUGUACAACACACUGCUGUUUUGCUGUAACCGCGCAAUGUUUUAUGAUCUUGAGUAUUUUAUAGAAAAGUAGAAGUAUGUAUCAAUAAUAUGAAAGCAAUAGCUAAAUCAUAAUGAAGAAUAACAUGAUCAGUGAAUAUUGUGGAACAUCUUUAGAUUCACUCUGGGUGGAUUUUGUACUGUAUUUAUUACUAAUGAUGCAAAAAGUUGCAUAGCUUAACCCAAACUGUUCUGUCUCUUUUUUAUUUAUUGUCUUGUAUAUGAUCUUUUUGUAUGUGUUUUUCAAAUAAACUGCCUAAAAUGCUGACAACUAA